Drepanopeziza brunnea f. sp. 'multigermtubi' MB_m1 is the source of this 462-nucleotide messenger RNA. RefSeq lists its product as uncharacterized. Gene Ontology annotation, molecular function: transcription coactivator activity; DNA binding. Lineage: Eukaryota; Fungi; Ascomycota; Leotiomycetes; Helotiales; Drepanopezizaceae. Gene Ontology annotation, cellular component: nucleus; transcription regulator complex. Gene Ontology annotation, biological process: positive regulation of transcription initiation by RNA polymerase II. The record is from RefSeq and is a predicted model, not a curated record.
AUGGGCAAAGGCAAACGCGGACAUGAUGAGGUUGAUGAGGAGGAGGACAUUGUCGAGAACGACGAUGGUGCGGAACGCAAAACCAAGAAGAGCAAGAAUGCCGCGUCAAGCAGUAGUAAUGAAGAUAAGUUCUGGGAGCUCUCCAAUGGCAAAAAUCCCCGGAGACUCAACGUCUCAGAGUUUAAAGGCAGCAAGCUUAUAAGCAUUCGAGAAUACUACGAGAAAAAUGGUGAAUAUAAGCCUGGCUCUAAGGGUGUCUCACUCAACAUUGAGCAAUACAAGGCUCUCCUCAAAUCAAUUCCGGAACUGAACGCACAUCUGAAGACUAUGGGUGUUGAUGUAUCCGACUCGGAGAUCCCCGAGAAUGGACCCGAAGAAAAUUCCAAAUUACAGAAGCGUGUCAGGGCGAAGAAACAGGAGAAGGCCAACAUCGAAGCCACCUCGGACGAGGAUGAAGAGUAA